UAGCUGGUGAGUAUCUUGAUGCUGUGCCUCAUCGAAGAGAACCAUGCACACAGGGUCUUGGAUUAUGAGGAAAGUUGGCCAAGCCUUGUCAAGGACGGUUGAGGCACAGUGGGGUCAGCAGGAGCCCUGGGGCAAUGACAGGAGGUGGCUCACCCCACCACUUGUCUCCCCAGACCACCCCUUCUGGGCCCUCAUCCUCAUCUGCUUGGCGGGCCUCCUGGUGCUCAUCACAGGCCUGAUCUGCUGUCUCCUGGUUGCAAUGCAGGCAGGGAUUAACUUGGGGACAGCUGUGUCAAGAGGAUUGUAUCAACCAGCAACAAUCUUUAUGGGCCGCCAAAUGUCAGCCAUCUCAAGCACUGGAGAUGUUAGUACAGAGCGGAAAUCUCCCCAACCCACGAAGAACUUCAGAACAAUUCCUGACUCAUGUUCACAGCAACAGACAGCCCAGAGCAGUGAUGUGACAGACAGCUAUGUAGUCUGCACUAAUAGUGGCACACAGUGCUUAAAUAAGUCUGACAAAAUAGAUGGAAGGACAUCUCUUCAGAUUGAUGAGAAAAUGCCAGUCACAGCCAGCCCAUUGUCUGAGGAGGAAGAGACUCAUUGCUUGGAGAUAGGAAGCAACUCACAUCACGGCAAGAGUAAUUUAUCUGAAAGCAGAAAGUCUGCUGAACUCCAUUCCCUGUUACGGGGAAGAUUACGUCCAGGGAGCAGAACCACUGAUUUAAAGUGUGACAGUUCCAGCAGAUCAGGGGCAUCAGAGGGAGAUAUACUGACACGGGAACAUAUUGAAGUCAAGGAAGACAGUGCCAGACUACCAGUCGCUCUGAUAUCAGUCUCAGAAUACUGUGCAUCUGAAAGUAAGUGUUCUCAAGAGAAGCAUUCUGCUCAGGAAGGUUUCUCAGAUCAUCCUCCUCACGGGGACCCCGAGGCACAGAAGCCCUUCAGGAAAAUGCAGCAACAGCAGGAAGAGGAAGGUCUGAGCAGCAGCAGUGACCUCACAGUUGCCGUAAGUGAAGAUGAUCUGAUUUUAGAGAGUCCAGAACCACAGCCAGAUCCCAGUGACAAGAUGGAGGGAGAAGAUGGAAUAGAGGCCUUAAAAUUAAUCCACUCUGAGCAAGAAAGAGGUGCCCUAUCCACCGAAAAACAUAAUUGUAUUUUGCAAACUCUAAGCUCUCCUGAUUCAAAAAAGGAAUCCUCCGCUAACUCACCAACAAGAGAUCCAGCCCAGGCUCCAGAUGUGAGCUUGUUGAGGGCACAGUUGGGUCAGCACAUGGCCACCUUGAAAGAACGUGAUAAUUCUAUCACAGAAGAGGCAGCAGCGUUAUUGAAAAAAGCCCCUACAGAAGAGUGUGACGAUAGUUCGGGUUCUGAAUCAUCUUGCAGCUUGCCAUCUAUUCUGAAUGACAGUAGUGGAAUAAAGGAAGCGAAACCCACUCUAUGGCUCAACAGUGUUCUUACAAGGGAACAAGACGUUUCAAGUGGCUGCGGAGACGAGAGCAAGGAAGAGAGCAUGGCAGCAAAGAUUCCAAUCACAGAAACAAAAGCCUACCAGUUGCUGAAGUGGUCUACCCUUCAGGAUAAUACAAAUCAAACUGAAGACAGGUUCCAAAAGGCAGAUGCUUCUGCAUCACAACUGUCAGGUUUGAAUAUUGGCAGCGGUACAUUCAAGACAAAGACAACUAACAAAAUCGCUUCGGAAGCUAGUUUUUCAUCUAGUGAAGGAAGUCGUUUGUCAAGGUAA
Molecule: messenger RNA, 1741 nt
Organism: Diceros bicornis minor
Lineage: Eukaryota; Metazoa; Chordata; Mammalia; Perissodactyla; Rhinocerotidae
Product: centrosomal protein kizuna-like
Biological process (GO): spindle organization
Cellular component (GO): centrosome
Source: RefSeq, a predicted model, not a curated record